Otolemur garnettii (small-eared galago) is the source of this 939-nucleotide messenger RNA. Its product is annotated as olfactory receptor 1G1-like. Bases 1 to 939 code for a protein of 312 amino acids. Gene Ontology annotation, molecular function: G protein-coupled receptor activity; olfactory receptor activity. The record is from RefSeq and is a predicted model, not a curated record. Lineage: Eukaryota; Metazoa; Chordata; Mammalia; Primates; Galagidae. The transcript has a single exon. Gene Ontology annotation, biological process: G protein-coupled receptor signaling pathway. Gene Ontology annotation, cellular component: membrane.
AUGAAACCAGGAAACCACACCGGUGUUGCUGAAUUCCUCCUCCUGGGUCUCUCCGAGCAGCAGGAGCUGCAGCCUCUCCUCUUUGGCACCUUCCUGGGCAUGUACCUGGUCACCGUGGUGGGGAAUAUUCUCAUCAUCCUGGCCAUUGGCUCUGACCCUCACCUCUACACUCCCAUGUACUUCUUCCUGGCCAACUUCUCCCUCACUGACCUGUGUUUGUCAUCUACCACAGUCCCCAGGAUGCUGGUGAAUAUCCAGGCACACAGGUGUACCAUCUCCUAUGUUGGAUGCCUGUGUCAGAUCUAUUUCUUCCUGUGGUUCAUUGGUCUAGACGUCUUCCUCCUGGCAGUGAUGGCAUAUGACCGGCUUGUAGCUAUCUGCCAUCCACUCCACUACACCUUGGUUAUGAGUCCCAGAUGCUGCACCCUGCUGGUGGCCACAUCCCUCAUCCUGGCCAAUUCCUACUCUCUAACCCACACCAUUCUCCUGGCUCAGUUAUCCUUCUGCACCAACAAUGUCAUUCCCCACUUCUUCUGUGAACUUCUGCCCCUGUUGAAACUCUCUUGUUCCGAUACUUAUGCCAACCAGUGUGUGCUGAUGUACUGGGGAGGGGCAUUAACCUUCUUGAUCCCCUUGCUAAUCAUCAUUUCAUACAUCCGCAUUGUGGCUGCCAUCGUGAGGGUCCCAUCAGCCAGUGGGAAGUGGAAGGCCUUCUCCACCUGUGGCUCCCAACUUUCAGCAGUUUGCUUGUUCUAUGCAUCUGCUAUUGGGGUCUACUUCAUUCCCUCCACUGCUGACUCAGCCAGCAGGGACAGAAUUGCAGCGGUGAUGUAUGCUGUCGUGACUCCCAUGCUGAACCCAUUUAUCUAUAGCUUGAGAAACAAAGACAUGAAGAGGGCCUUACAGAGAUUCCUGAGCAGAGCACUGCAGUCUCCCUGA